This is a messenger RNA of Chroicocephalus ridibundus (black-headed gull), 8055 nucleotides long. RefSeq names its product coiled-coil domain containing 71 (gene CCDC71). The coding region runs from base 148 to 1341 and encodes 397 amino acids. The transcript has 2 exons. Lineage: Eukaryota; Metazoa; Chordata; Aves; Charadriiformes; Laridae. The record is from RefSeq and is a predicted model, not a curated record.
GCGGGAGGUGCUUCCGGCGCUCCGCGGGCGGCCAUGUUGGAGCGGCGGUCGCAGCGCAACGGCGACUGCGGGUCUGGCGGCGGCCGGUGUCAAGGGUUUUUUUUCCAGUAAUUUGGACCUUUUUGAAGUGCCCGCUUUCCUAAUGCCAUGAAUAUUGCAGCGAACAAUGUGGAAGAAAAAGCUGUCCAUUCCUGGUCGAGAAUUUCCUCAGCAGGACAGAAAGUGCUGGAGGAAGCCCUCCGAGUCUUCAACCCGAUGUCCAAGGACCUUUCAGACACAGAGACCCAGCUGGUGGCCUUCAUUCAGGGCCUGAAGGAGGAGGGCUACCAGCCCACAAUUCUGAGGAGUAAGGAUGUGUAUGGGUACAGCUCGUGCACGGCAGACAUACCUAGUCAAACAGAAGAGAGCACCCCACACAACUGCACCAACGCCGCCGAGUCCGCUAAGAGUCCGACUAGAAAUACGGCAGCCGUGGCAAAGGUGUCUGCUUCGCCCACCAGCGUUUCGGUGAACUCUUCAAAAGUCUCCACUCAGCCCAUCUCCAAAGGGGAUUCCACAAAUCUCCUCUUGAGCUCCUUGAAGCAGACAAGAUCCGGCACGUCCAAGGCCGCGGCAGUGGGCUUCCCUACAAGCAUGUACCCUGACGUGUAUCCAGCCAUGAGACUGUCGGUGGUUCUGGAAGCCCUGGUGCCACUGAAAACUACCGCAUCCUGUUUGGAGUCCAAGUACACACAAGGACAUCUAGGGAUCUCGCACUCAGACCUUAAACUCCUCAAGGCUUCAAAUCCACCAAGGCAGUUUUCUUCAGGCAAGACCACUAAAGUAACAGAAGGUAAGGGGUACAAGCGUUUGAUAAAGAAAGCACCGGAUUCUGCCACCCUUGCUUUAAAUCUUUUGAAGGGACCAAAGGGUGGAGUGCUGCAGGAGAGCAAUGCUUGCAAAGCCUCGGGGGUUCUCAACGGGAGAGUCGCAGGCAGCUCGUCCCAAGGCUGCACCACAGCACCGCAGUCCAAGACCUUGAAAAUCAAAGGUAAGGAAGCUCUGGAGGGGAAAACAGAGUGGAAGGGCAGCAGCGCUUACCGGGAGAGUGUUGGGCAGAAGAAGAGAAGAGCGACGGAGGCAAGAGAAGCACCACAAAGGAAGAAAGCAAAUACCAUUCCUGUCCAAAAUAAAUCUCGACAGCCUCAGAGCACUUUGAACCUGCUGAAAUUCCGGACCAUCAAGGUGGGCAACUCUUCCUCUGAUGAUGAAGUGAGGAGGAGAGCACAGAAGAUUCUUAGGGUCAACUUGUCCCCUGUCAUCCGAAUUCAGCCUUUGUCCCAUUCUCACAGUGUCCCCUGAGUUUCUUCACUUUGUCGCUUUUUUUUGUAAGUAAGUAAAUAUGAGUCUGGCACCAGAGCGUGGAGAAGAUUGAGUAACUGGAUCUCUGGUACCUGGUGACGAUAUGUCAACUAACCUGCAGACGGAGCAGCCUGCUUUCUCCUGUUUCUGCCUGUCUACCACUGCUAGGCAGAACUGACUGCAGAAAAUCAAAAGCCCUGUUUGGGAAUGCGGGAUGGUGACUUGCCUGUGGGGAGCCGAGCAGGCCGGAGGGCUUCCUUCCCAUGGACGCUCUUCUGAACAUGGCAGGCUGCACUCUCGUGCAGGGGGAGAACAUGGGACUUUCUCAUGACAUUGAUGCACUGUGAUAUUGCUCUUUUUCAAGCUGUACAUUUACUGGUUUUAUUUUGAUCAAAUUUUAUAACUUUAUUAUCUAUAUAUAUAUAUCCAUAUAUGUGCAUACGGCCCAGGAACUGUGGGAAGAUGCACUUCCUCCAUCCCUCUGGGAUUGGGUUUGAUAGCUUUUGUUCCCCCUCCCAUUCAGCCAGUCCUUUGUUGAGAGGUGCCAGGAUUUCUUUGUGAUUCAGUGUUGUGACAGUCUGUUCUGGGCUCGCUUGAGCAGCUCAGAGGCAGGCACAGUUAUAGCCACUUGUUUGUCUCCAGAAAUGUCAAGCAAUUUGGAGAAUUACCAGCUGAUAGUUGACUACAGUUUUAAUCAUACUUUUGGUAUUACCUCUGCGUAAGAGUGGGGGAGUGUUACGGGGCUCUUGCCUGCAAGUCUGCCUGACGUCUCUAGGUGCCUCCUCUGUUUGUUGGUAGCAGAAGCUCUGAACUCAUGGUAGGGUUUGCCUCCAAAGAGCCAUUCCUCCUCAGCACCCAGGGUUGCGCUGCUCUCCCAUACCCCAGGUGCAGAUGUAGAACAUGAACCGUGACUGUUAGAGCUGAAGGGCUGGAGUUGUUAAGAGGAAUUGCAUAAAGUGUCCUGCCCACCACAUAACUACUUUGCUGUUGCUGGAUGUUUCAGGAGCAGGUUCUAGGUGCCGGUAGAGAAGACACAGGUUGUGUUUGAAUGUAUUAGAUACAUAGCAUCCCAGAGCUCAGUGGGAUAUUUGAGUCUGAAUUAAAGCAGAAGAGCAAAAGAGUUGAGAGGAUAUAUGCCAGCACUUAAACAUGGAGAGUUUCUUUCUGUCGGUUUGUGGAGGUGAGACAGUAGGAGGGGAGAUUGGCACCGUGUUGCAAAGGGUGACAGCUUUGCUAUGCCGUCUGGGAUGUUGGAAGAAGGUGUGUGGCAGGUGUGAAAGCUCCUGGAGCGCAGGCUCUGCCCUCCCCAGGAGGCACUGUGCAACCGCUGCAGGCGGCUGUGUCAGCCUUCCUGCGCCAGGGGCACGCUGUCAGAUGUGAACAGAGACUGCAUGCGUGGGUCUGCUCUCUGCAGGGAAGGAUCCGCAAGCUCCAGGAGAAACACCGCGUUGGAGCAGUAGGUGCUACCACUGUCACCUAGGAGUGAUGGUCUCCGAUGAGACGAUGUGCAUUGGGAUACUGCAAAAGCAGAACCUGGCUGCUCAGGGAGAGGGAGCAGGGUGGGGCCAGGCACGGGCUCGGCUCCGUACACUGCCGUACGUUCAGAUCUGUGUAGCAGUGGGCCAGUAAUCCACUCAUUUUCUCACCAGCUCAAAAUACCAGUUGUCUGACCUAGUAAUCUCUGUGGACAUUGGCUGCAGGGAUGAGCUCCCCUGGGAAGCCCCAGCUCCUUACGUUUCAGCCCCUCCCUAGCACCUGGCUGGAUUUCAGCGCUUUGUAAAAGGGGUCAGUGUCUGAUCCCCAGCUCAGAGAGGAAAACCGUGGCACGGAGGGGAGAGAGGAGGUUCAUGACGGAGUGAGGGCAGGGAAGCUGGGCGUCCCGAGGCACAGCCAGGGUUCUCUGUCCUCACCCAGGUGGAGGUUCUCCCUCGGGGGGUGAUUGCAGGCUCUGAAUCACACACUCGGUGUGUGACACUGUGUGGUUUUACUGUGCAUAUCUGAGUUGCUGUCAGAGAUCAUAGCUUGCAGUGUUUGAGACUGACCUGUGAAUGCCAUUGGUUAGCUGCAGAGGAAGAGAAAAUAUUUUCUUCUGUGUUUUAAAAUGCUUUGGCAGAGUGUUCUCUGUCCUGACAUGAUGCUGGAUGAACAGGGACCCUCCAUCACUGUUAACCUGCCAAAAAUUACUUUGUCCCUUUUGUUCCCACUCCUUCAGACCUUUCUCAUUCCCAGGCUCUCAAAUGCCAGGUCUUGAAGUCUUGCACUGGCGUUUCUCUUUUUGGCUGUUUCCUGAGGAGGGCUCUGAACUCCUGUCUGUGGUAUCGCUGUCUGACAGGCUGCUCGGCAGCUUCCCCUGUUCCCAGCCCCUUAUAAGGGCACCGAGAGCUGUCUCUGGAGCCUCUUCGUGCAGCGCAGGCAUCCCAGCUGAGUGCCUGGCCUCUGGUGGGAAAAACAACCGUGCAUCAACAAGGCUGAAUUCAGGCUGAGGUUGCUUUUUUCCAGCCUGAGCAGGAAGCUGAGCACCUGAGGCCAGCUUACCGCGCCCCAUCCCUCCUCUUUGCUGUAUUUCUUCCCCCAGCUGCACUGCUGCCUGCCUCCCCAGUCUUCUCUGUCACCUCUUGUCUUUCACAGCUUGGGUCUUUGCCAGUCAAGGACUUGGCUUGUACUGUUGCUUAACACAUCCAGCAGAACAUACUGCUUUAGCGCUGCCAUGCCUUUCCCGGCUCUGAGCUGAGUUCUCUGAAUGCUUGGUGGCAACAGCUCACCCAGUGUCCUUCCCAGGCCGCCAGCAAGAGGUCUUCUGCUCUGCAGAGAGGGACGAGCCUUAGAAAUGCCUCUGUGUCACCGAGGCUUCCGCCAGGGAAGCGAGCGCUCCACAGCUAUGUGCCUGGGGACGUGCUUAUCAUCGGUCCAGUCUCUGUCGUCUCUUCUGCACAUCUCUUAACAGACCACAGGGCUCCUGAGCUACUGGGCAGCACUGGAGCUUGAUUCUCUGCCCUCCUGAUGUCUCCUCUUCCCCCUCGCAAGUGAUUUGGGAACUUGGCUGGAAGGAUUGCAGCUUGUUAUUCACUUUACAGCCCCUGGUGCCAAUGUCAGCAACUGCUGCCUGUCAUCCAGUGCUGGCAGACUGGGUGCCUGCAGCCUGUGGGUGGUUGGCUCUGCCGUCCUUCAUCUCAUGGCUGGGUGCCGGUGCUCCUGGUGUCCUGGGCCUUCAACACUGAUGUGCAGGAGGCUGCAGAAGGGGUUGUGCUGUGAAUGCUGCUUUCUGGUGUUAGGGAAGAUAAAGGGUUUGAUCAAAUCAGGCCUACCUAAGACCUGAUCUAACCAGAGAUCUCCCUCCAGAGGUCCCUUCCACCCCUUAUUAAUCUGUGACAGCAGAGUAACACUUGCCUUUCAGGGACCUGGGCAGCAGUAACAGGCAGGGCACGCAGAAAUGCCUUGCCUGGAGUGCUGUGGUCUCUGCUGAGCGUGCUGUGUGCGGGUUGUUCAGAGCUGUUUCUGUAUUAAUCACUUUGAAUUCAUCCAAGUGCCUAACCUGGCCUAUGCUGUUCUAGGCACUGUGACAGCUGGGAGCUUUGGAGGCUCUCUUAGGAAUGCUUUUAUUGCACGGAUUUGUGCCACUGUCACUUCGAGAAAUGAUUCAGCCAGCGGUCAAAGGGCUGUUCUUCCAACUGAGUUUGUGGAAAUCAUUUCUCCUUUUAUUCAGUUGCCAAGAAGCGAGAGUUUAUGCUUCGCCUCCACCAGACAAGGUCCUUGAGCUUCCUGCAUGCUUCAGAUGUCCGUCGGCGAGGUCCGUAGGGAGAGCAGCUUGUCCGGCAGGCAGCUGGAGGGGAAGCUGACAUCAGAUACCAGUUGAAAUCACAUUGUUAAUUGGUAGAAAUGUUUUGAAGCUCAUGUCCACUGUGAUCAGAUUUCACCUUCUGCCAUUACUUUCAGUUGGAGAAGCUUCUGCUUGGCCUUUUCCCUGCAAGCCAUGUAGUGUGGUACCCCUGCUUCCAAACCGUUUGCCUCUCCCCCGCAGAGCCAGCUGCCCCAGUGAUCCACGUACAGAAUUUCUUAACCACUUUUCUGCAAAAUAAAAAGGGAUUAUUUUGUUACUCCUGUUUUGUAUCUCACUAGUGGUAUUUCAGCGUGGGGAAGAGGUGUGCUCUGUGAAGCGUUGUGAGCACUCAUGUAGUUGGAUACUUCUCACACCAGGGCAUCACCUGCCCAGCCCGCAGUGCUCACGCUGACAGGGACCGGGGGGGAGUGGGCUGAGACCCCUCGCUGCCUCGUGUUUCCUUGCACGGAGUUCAGCCAGUCACCAGUGAAGAGCAUCACAGGGAAGUCGGGAGCAGAACAGCACGGGUGGGUGAUGCUGCUCACGCAGCUCCGUGGCCCUGCUCCCCAGCUGCCCCUGUUCUGCUGCAUGUCCUCCGGCCCCCCCUCACACACCAGCAGCAUUUCUCCACCGGUGGAGCUGGUGGAAGAAGUCCCUUGGCUCCAGCUGUGCCAGGAGAAGUUGGGGGGCUUUGGCUUUUGGGCUUGAGCGCAGAAUUUGGGCCCUUUUAGUUGUGACUUGUGCUGUGUUCAUGGCCAGACCUUGCCAGCAUGCGGCGGGGUGCAGCCACUCCAACUGCUCUCCUUGGGUCCAGGUUCCCUGCCCUGUCUGGGAGCUGGGCCUUUGGCCACGGCACAAGGGGCGCGUGGGGACAGAGAGGAGGUUUGUCUCUCAGCUGCAGCUGGACAGUGUGACGCGAGCUGGGCAGUUUCCCGGGCAGGAGCGCAGGUUUGGUGAGAGGAUCCUUGUUUCGGCUGUGGUUGGCAGGGUCGGUGCUGAGUUGUGGGGAGCACAAGCCGCUCAAGCAGGUUGGUUGGUUUGUGUGGAAGUGAUGGUUUCUGUUUCAGUCUUCAGAGUGGCACUGGCCUAUUUGCUGCUGUGGUCAGACGAGGAUGGCUUUCUGGGAGCUGCGGUGGCCUGAGGAGAGGUCGGCUGUUCUGGGGCACCUCGCACCUUCUCAACGGUGCCGCAGCCCUUGGCUUUGCGAGCUGGGUGGGCUGGCACCAUCCACGGAGAGGGCAGCAGGGCAGGUUGCUCCCAGGCCCUCAUGCUUGGGGCUCUGUGCUAGAGAGCACCAUGCUUGAGUGUCCUUCUCCUCGCAGCCUGCUCCUGCCCGGAGCUGGGUGCUGUUAGGAAGGUGCCAGGUGCCUCGCUGGCUGGUGGAGCAGAGACCUUGUCUCGAAAGGCAGGAGAGCCAGCCCUUGUCACUGGAUCGGCCCGGAGUGUUGAGUGAACCCUGUUUGUAGGUGUGACUGCGCUAGCACUCGCAGCAUGUCCGGCUGCCACCUCCAAAGCCGUGGUGCUGAGGCCAGACCCCUCAGUUUGCUUAGGAAGACUGAGGAGGUCUGGUGAAAAAGCUUGAAGCUGGGAUUAGGGGAAGCCAAAGACGCUGGCAGCACCUGGCCAGCCAGCUUCUGCUUCUGAGACCUGCAAACAGAGGAGCCAGGUCUGUGGCGUACCGUGGCACUGCCUCCACUGUCCCUGCCCGGCCGACGGAGCCUGCCCUGCCCUGUCUGGCAGCACUAUGCAGGCACUGGUGCUGCAGGCCCUGGGGCACGGGCGGGGGGUGCCCUUUUGGAGCAGGCGCCCCUCCUAACCCUUGGUUUCCAUCAGUCAUCAGUCGCACAAAUUGGCCCUGCUCGGGUGGCCGUGGGGAAGGUGAGCUGCCCCCGCGGCUUGCAGAGCCCUCCCCACCCCGUGAGUGCUGACUCGUGCCCCCUGGACGCCCUCGCAGGAGGGGUAGCAAUUCCUCUGGUGAGCAUCCGAAAUACCUUCCCCUGCGGGGACGAUUAGGCCUUUUCCCGGGGAGCCCCUUAAAGGCCUUAUUAUCGUCUGGGGCUCUCCUUGUUGUCUUAAUUAGCCCUUUCCGUUCCUGUUGCUACAGGCAGCCCCUGUGAGAGUCUGGUGAUUCCCACGGACGCAGUCAGGCCCGCGGUGCUGUUGUAAAAGAGAAGGUGCUGCAAAGCUACCCCCAGAACUCCCCCCUCCUCCUGCCCCUGCUCUGUCACGCUGCCCAGGCCCGGGAGGGGACGAAACAAGUGUUGGUGGGGAAGGCACGGUGUGUGAUGCCGUUCCUUCCUCCCGGUUCCCAGUGCAGCGCUCCAGAGGAGCAGCAUUACCCGAGCAGAGGCGCAGCAGCUGCUCUGGGGGACGCGGGGGCUCCGGGUGGGCACUGCCCGGCCCCUCGCGCUCGGUCUCUGCCAACCCUCGUCUCUAACAGAGCCAUCUCCAUGCCACAGCGCGACCGACCUGCUCCGGCUGGGACCGGUGCCGCCGGCUCAGCCGCGGGCAUCCCGGUGUUAAGGGGAUCCCGAGCAACAGCCAGGGAGCGGCAGCUGCAGCCCACGGGAGGGCAAGUAACAAACUUUUGUAUGGUGAAUUUACAACAACUGACCAUCUUGUUCUUGAGUGAACUUUUUACUGUUUCAUUUGUUUGUGUAGAAUGUUUCCGAAGCUAUAUUAAUAUUUAAUGUUUAAUAUGAGGCCGGGCUGCUCCACACUCAGUGUUGUAUCUUUUGGAAUGGCAUUGUUUAGUGAAAAGACAGCGUUAUUAUUAUUCCGCUCUUCGGAGGGAAUGGGACAAAAACCAGACUGUCUUUUUUCUUAAAUGAAGUGAACUUUUUGUUAUAAAGUCCUAGCAGGUGUCCAGCCCUUCAGUAAAAUGGUGCUCAGAACCA